GUCAUUACAGUCAUAUGUUUAUGAUUUUAUCAAAAAUCAAAAGUUCAGAAAUUUCAAACAAUGAGUUUCCUAAAAGAAUUAAAAAAUUCCGAUGAAAUUUUACUCGUUGAAAGUAAAACCAAAUCGGAUGUUUUUACCAAGUUAUCAAACGAAUUUAAAAACGCUAAAAUAACAUCCGAAGAGGACAUCAUCAAACACGAAUCAGUUCCUGUGGUCUAUUGCGAAACACCAUCCAGCAGUAUUUUACCAAAAAUCUUGAAAUCUCUAACUAAUGGUGGUAAAAUUAUAAUUACUAAUGUUCCGGAUAAAGAGAAAAUCAAACUAGAACUCAUAACGAAGGGUUUCAUGAACGUAACCACUUUCGAUGACUAUAUCACAGCCGAUAAGCCCAACUUUGCAUCCGGUUCAACCGUACAAUUGAAACUACCUAAGAAAGCAGUACCCCCAGUGUGGAAAUUAGAUGAUGAUCUAGACGGCGACGAGGAAACUAUAGAUCCAAACGAACUACUAGAUGAGGAUGACUUGCAAAAACCAGACCCAUCUUCCCUAAAAGUUUGCAGUACUACGGGCAAACGCAAGGCCUGCAAAGACUGCUCGUGCGGAUUAGCCGACGAAUUGGCCAUGGAGGCUAAACUAGGCAAAGUGGUGGACACCAAAGACGCCCCGAAAUCCUCCUGCGGGAGUUGCUAUUUAGGCGAUGCUUUCCGAUGCGCCACCUGCCCUUACCUAGGCAUGCCUGCCUUCAAGCCAGGAGAAAAAAUACAAUUGAUGGGGAACCAACUACAAGCUGACAUUUAAAUAGUUCGAUUUUUUGUGAUUUUCAUUUAGAAUUGGGGUUGUAAAAUAAAGACUUCUUGUUAAAG
Phyllotreta striolata is the source of this 863-nucleotide messenger RNA. Lineage: Eukaryota; Metazoa; Arthropoda; Insecta; Coleoptera; Chrysomelidae. The record is from the annotation of a GenBank genome assembly.